AUGACUAAUGAUUGGUUCAUGUCUUUUCCUGAUAGCAAAAUAACAAACCAACCUUUCAUGGCCUCGGAUCAUGCGGCUGUUAUCUUUGACAAUAAUGUUGUCGUUUUAAAGAAGUUCAGACCUUAUCAAAUUGAUAAUUGGUGUCUUCAAUUUGCAGAAGUUUAUCAUUUGGUUAAUGAUGUUUGGAGGGAUAAUACUCAAGGAUCUUCAAUGUUUUUGCUGUCAAGAAGAUUAGUUUCCCUUCGGUUAAAAAUUAGGUCUUGCUGCCUUAGGAAUAAGAAAUUAUGGGGUGUCAAUUGGAAAGAUAUGAGUGAUACACUUGCAACUGUGGGGGCAAAGGUGCAAACUCUAAAUCAAGGGGAGGAAUAUAUUGAUAAAGUUGAUGAUGCCUUUUCACAAGCUUCGCUAAAAGUUCAAUUUUGGAGACAAAGAAUGAAAGAGCGAUGGAUGGCGGAAGGUGAUUUUCCAACACAGUUGCUUUAUUCAAGGGUCAAGGUUAGGCAAAAAAAGAAUGAAAUUUUAUCACUUAAGGAUCAGAGUGGUAAUUGGGUUGAGGGACAACAACAUGUUCAGGAUAUUGUGGUAGCUAUGCUUAGCAGUCCUUUUUUGGACAAUGAUAUUAGGACUUCGAUGUUUGCAAUGGGUGAUUCUAAAUCACCAGGUCCAGAUGGGUUUACUGCAGGGUUUUUCAAAAAACAUUGGGAAAAGGUAGGACCUUCAGUUUGUGAUGCAGUUCGGAGUUUCUUAACAACAAGUUAUCUUCUCAAGGAAUGGAAUCAUUCUCUUUUGGUUAUGAUUCCGAAACGUGAAAUGCCAGAAGAAACAGGUCAUCUGAGACCAAUAAGCCUUUGUAAUACUGUAUACAAAUGUGCUUCGAAAUGUCUGGUGGGGAGGAUGAAAGUUGUGUUGCCAAGUUUAAUUUCUCCAGCGCAACAUGCUUUCAUUUCUGGCAGAUUUAUGACAGAUAAUAUUUUACUGAGCCAUGAGCUUAUUGAGAAAAUCAACACCAGACGAAGAGGGAAAGGCUACCUUGGCGCACUUAAAAUUGACAUGAGUAAGGCCUAUGAUCAAGUUCAUUGGGACUUCCUUCUCCAAGUUCUUAGAGCUUAUGGUUUUCCUCAACAUUGGAUUCAAUUAGUUCACCAGUGUAUUUCAACGGUAUCCUACAAAGUCCUAGUCAAUGGGUCUAUCUCUGAUCAAUUUAGACCGACCUGUGGUAUUCGUCAGGGAGAUCCCUUAUCUCCUUAUUUGUUCUUGUUCUGUAUGGAUGUCCUCUCUAGAAUGCUUCAGUUGGGGAAUGAUUUAGGUUACUUUCAAGGUAUUCGACUUAUGAGAGGUGGCCCCCAGAUGACACAUCUUUUCUUUGCUGAUGAUGUACUUCUCUUUUUUACUGCUACCACUAAUAGUUGCUCCCAGUUGGUGAAAGUUCUUAACAGGUUCUGCGGGAUUUCAGGUCAGCAAUUCAAUUUACAAAAAUUUCAUGUUAAAAUUAGUCCUAAUACCCCUGUAGCUGACCAACAAGGUUUCAAAGAUAUUUUUAAGAUGCAAUUGGUUCAAAAUUUUGGAAUGCAUCUUGGAGUCCCAGUUGAUUUGGUAGGGAAGAAGCAUACCAAUUUUCAGUUCUUAGUUGACAAGGUUGCCGGUAAGAUUUCAGCUUGGAAUUCUUGUCAUCUGUCUCAACCUCAAAAGUUGAUCCUUAUCAAUUCUGUUCUUAUUGCUAUGGUUUCCCAUGUUUUUAAUUGUAUGGAAGCUCCUCUUUCCAUAUCGACCAAGCUUGAUUCCAUUUUAACUCGGUUCUUUUGGGCUAGUAAGUCAAUUAAAGGGAUUCACUGGGUUAGUAAGAAAGUUCUUCAGCUUCCUAAAGGGCUAGGUGGCCUGGGCAUUCGAAGUGCUUCAUGCUUGAAUAAGGCCUUACUUAUGAAGCACGUAUGGCGUUUAAGUAGUAAUUCCCAAUCUAUGCUAGCUGCUACGGUUGACCGUAAAUUCUUGAAACCUUUGCAUACUGGGAUACAAGCUUUGUUGGUCGGACGACGUCUCUCCUGGGUUAUGCGGGCAAUGGGAAGAGCUUUCAACAAUGUUCUUAGAGGUUGCAGUUGGAAAAUUGGUAAUGGGAAGAAAGUUUCGGCAGGGGGUAACAAGUGGGUCCUGGGUGGAAUUCCUAUUUAUAGCUCUCACGUUACAUUACAACAAGCUAAGGAUUGGAAAGUACAUCAUUUCAUUCAUCCUCUGGGUGCGGGUUGGAACCAUGAGAGGAUCCAGACAGCCUUUGAAUUCCAAGAUGCUCGUAAAAUAGUUGGUCUUGAACUUCCAACUUCGGAUACUGAAGAUUUUCUUUAUUGGGACUUUCAUAAAUCGGGUAAAUUUACGGUUAAGACUGCCUACGCUAUGCUAGCAGUUGAGGAAUCUUCUGAUAUGAUAAACGUGCCACAAAAUAACAUUUAUAAGAUGCUUUGGUCAUCGGGUAUCCAUCCUAAGUGGAAAUUAUUCUUGUGGAAACUUCUUCAUAAUGGCUUGGCAACCAAGGUCAAUCUGGGGCGAAAAGGUAUCCAGGUCUCGAUCUUCUGUGAUGUUUGUGGGUGUGGCGAAGAAGACAUACAACAUCUCUUCCGGUUUUGUAACUUUGCGCAACAGGUUUGGAGGAGUGGAUCCCUAGCUAUCCACUCGGAAUUCAAUGAAACUAUGUCCUUUUCGGAAUGGUUUCUGUUUUAUAUCCGGCAAUUUCAACGCCAGGAUGGGAACCGCAGCCUGAGAAUAGUGUACUUUAUUAGUACACUUUGGGGCCUGUGGUUGAUUAGGAAUAACAGGGUAUUUAGGGGAGAGAUUUCGACAAUUGCAAUUGCUCAAGCGCUUAUCAAUAAGGGGAUGGGUGAACAUGAUUUUCUUCGGAAUCAAAAACACCCAUAUUUAGGGUUUCUACAUCCUCCUGAGGAUUCUUUAGGUUUUCCACCAGGUUUUUUCAGGGCUAUCAUCUCGGGUACGGAAGACCAGGGUGCUCCAGCUAUAAUAUUGGUGGAUGGUUCAUGGCAUAAGAUUACUGGGAAUGCUGGAAUGGGUUGGGUUCUAGAUGCUCAGCCAGGCACUUCUCAUUCGGCUUUGCAAUCAGAGGCUAAAGCUUGUCUUCUAGGUUUACGGUGGGCGUCUCAGUCUUUGAUAAAAAGAGUUACAAUUUUAACUGAUUCACAUCGGUUAGUUGAACUGUUGCGAGGGGAUGCGAUGUUAGAUGUGCAAAUCAUGUGGACAGUUGCGGAAAUCAAGAAAGUGGGGAAAACCUUUUCUUGGUGUUGUGUCAACAAGGUUGAUCGUCAACAAGUGCAGCAGGCUCAUGAGCUAGCAACUGCAGCGUCUACUUCUCUUUUGUGGUUUAAUACUUUUGCGUAG
Spinacia oleracea (spinach) is the source of this 3378-nucleotide messenger RNA. RefSeq lists its product as uncharacterized. Gene Ontology annotation, molecular function: RNA-DNA hybrid ribonuclease activity; nucleic acid binding. Lineage: Eukaryota; Viridiplantae; Streptophyta; Magnoliopsida; Caryophyllales; Amaranthaceae. The coding region runs from base 1 to 3378 and encodes 1125 amino acids. The record is from RefSeq and is a predicted model, not a curated record. The transcript has 2 exons.